AAGAAAAAAAAAAAAGAAAAAAGAAUGUUGCCGAAGCUUCACGCGAGAGGAAAUUAAGGACAUUUUUAAUUUACUGUUAUUGCUGUUGCGCACCUGCGGAGACAGACACGUGUCUUCGGGGUAAACAGAAAGGGCUAGGUCGUGCCUGCAGAUCGCACUGUCUCCCCCCUCCUUUUGUUUGUUACAGACGACGGCUCAAGCUUUGGCGACGAGCUUUUACAUUUCAUUUUGUGCGCCUUGGUGAUAAAGACGCAUUUGGAGAUGUCGGAAGUGCUGCCUUUCAACGAAGAAAAUAUGAGUCAUUAUGGAAAUGAGGGCGACGAGGGACACCUUUCCUUCACCUGUCGUCUUCAAGACACCAACAACUUCUUCAAUGGCUCACAGAAUAAACGUCCGCCGAAACUCGGACAAAUAGGCAGGAGCAAACGGGUUGUGAUCGAGGAUGAGAAUGGCGAAGAUGGAGCACUGAAAAAUGGAACAGAGAAGACCCCGGCAGAGGCUUAGAGCGCUGGGUUGGAAACCCCCCCCCCCAUCCCCCCUCCCCCCAGAGACACUCUUGAAAUUUUUUAUGGCGAUAUUUACCAGUUUUAAUCCAAAGACACUGUAUAUAAGCACUUUCUCUCAUGUGGCAGCAAGCAGCACUUCCACACCUGCCUCUCCCAGUCAGUCAUGACCGUCCGGAUGACACACACUGGCAGGGGUGGGAGAUGGCAGCGGAGGAGACCCCCAGGUGGACGCCCCCCUCCCAUUCGUGCACAUACACACACGCACACAGCCAUGCAUACGCACCCUCGAUUGCAGGGGUUCGCCAUAAGUCCAAACAUGGGAGAAGACAAGGUUGGGGGGGCCGAGGAGAAAAUAAGGAGGCUACGCUGUCGAAAUGCAGAAAUCAGGGACAGGAUACAGACAUAAAUUAAUAUGAAAACUAAAGCACACACUUCUCCUCUAUCUUACCAAUCAAACGUAUAGUACCAUUCUUUCUGCUCUUCAUUUUGACUGAGGGCAUGUGAAUACCAGAGUUUGUAAAUAUGGAAAGGGUAGCCCAUAUUUUCUUGCACAACGUGGGAAACAGUUAAACUGGUUUGUUCUGUGUUGAAGACUUUAUUUAUUUAUUAUUGAUCUUUUGGAACAAUGUCUUUUUCAGUGACUGAAGGCUGAAGGAACUGAUUUUCCUUUUUUUGUUAUUUGUAUGUUGAGAAAACUGAGCAAAUGAGAGAUUUAGUUUGUUUUUUUUUCACUUAACAAUUCUUGAUGUUGCCUGAGUGUUUUUUGUUACCAUACUUUGCAGCUAACGAGUCAUUUCUAUACAGUGAACCUCCCACCUGUUUGUAAGCUUCCCAGGCUUUCACCUGGAUUGGUUGAUACUGUAACUUGACUGUACACACCCUAUUGAUAAAUCUAUUUAUAUUGCAUUGUGCAUUAUUGUGUGUGCCAAAUCUCAUGAGAGAUAUACUGUACCGGAGUACUUGUUCUUUUUCGUGCUUUAUACAUUUACUCGUUGAGUUCAGUCGUUUUGUUGGGUUGCCAUUUUUUAGGGCUCUUUUCUUAAAACACUGAAAUACCAACUCAUGCAUGGCAAAUAUGAAAUCAUGCAUGCAUGGCAGAAAUUCUAAAACUCUUGUGUAUUCUUGAAGCACCUCGUAUACAGCUUUGAAUGACAAACCUCGAGAAACAGUCUUAAUUCUGCGUUGUACUGUACGAUUCACACUGAUUUGUACAGUGGCCUAAUAUCUUGUAAUAAAGAUUAUAACAAAGUACUA
Salarias fasciatus (jewelled blenny) is the source of this 1760-nucleotide messenger RNA. RefSeq names its product calcium/calmodulin-dependent protein kinase II inhibitor 2-like. The transcript has 2 exons. The record is from RefSeq and is a predicted model, not a curated record. Bases 262 to 504 code for a protein of 80 amino acids. Gene Ontology annotation, molecular function: calcium-dependent protein kinase inhibitor activity; protein kinase binding. Gene Ontology annotation, biological process: negative regulation of protein kinase activity. Lineage: Eukaryota; Metazoa; Chordata; Actinopteri; Blenniiformes; Blenniidae.